CUGUCACAUUUGAAUACGACGUCCUAGAGGUUAAGGUUAACCGCAGAACCCGGAAAAAACUAUCCAUAUGUUGAGUAAUUUGAAUUUGUUUGGGCUAUUUAAUCGGAUUUUAAACGCUUAGAAAAUGUCGUAGUCGGGUCUCGACGCUUGAAUCGAUCGGAUUUAUGUUAAAAUGAUGAAGAAAAUCGACGUUUUAAUUCAAGUUUUGGUCAUUAUCUUAGUGGGGGGUGAAGUUAUUUGUGAAAAUGAAUUGGUUUCGGUCGUGAUUAUUUUUAGACAUGGUGCAAGAACGAUUAUACAACCAUAUCCAACCGAUCCAUAUAAAAAUGAAUCUUUAUGGCCCGUAGGUUUCGGGCAAUUAACUAACGAAGGAAAAAUGCAACAUUUCAAACUCGGACAAUAUUUUCGCGAACGUUACGGCGAUUUCCUCCCAAAGAAAUACACCGAAAAGCAAGUUUACGUCCGAUCCACCGAUGUUGAUCGUACUUUAAUGUCAGCGGCCGCUAAUUUGGCUGGUUUGUUCCCUCCGGAAGGGGCUCAAGUUUGGGACAAAGAUAUCCCGUGGCAACCAAUUCCGAUUCAUACCGAACCUGAACUUGAAGACGCAUUUUUAGCCUCGAAAAAACCUUGCGCUAAAUACGACAUUUUGUAUAAUAAUAUGAUUAACUCUGAAGAAAUGAAAAAAUUAAAUUUUGAGAAUAAGGAUUUAUAUGAGUAUUUAAAUAAACAUUCGGGGGAAAAUAUUAAGGAUUUUGAUGCGAUGGGAUAUUUAUACAAUAAUUUAUUUAUUGAGAAUUAUAUGAAUUUUACAUUACCCGAAUGGACAAAAGAAGUUUUUCCUGAUAAAAUGAAACCAUUAUCCGAUUUUAGUUUUGCUCUACCAUGCUAUAAAAGGGAAUUAGCCCGAUUUAAAACAGGACCAUUUUUUUAUGAUUUAUUAAAAUAUUUUAGCAAGGUUAAGCAUAGAAAAAAUGUUACCGAUGAUUACAUCAAAUUAAAAAUAUUUUCCGGGCACGAUACAACCUUAGCUAAUUUAUUAGAAUCAUUAGGAAUAUUUGAAUAUCAUUCGCCACCAUUUAGGAGCACCCUCAUUUUCGAAUUGUACCAAAAUAAAUCUUCCGAUUCAGAUUUAAAUCACUUUGUUAAAAUUUUUUACAAAAAUACGACUUCCGAACCUAACAAAAUGGUUCUAAAAGGAUGUGAUUUCGAUUGUGAUUUUGAAAUUUUCCAAAAAUUAUUGGAGCCUUUAUCGAUGUCUUUGUACGAAUGGGACCGGGAAUGCAAAGUUAGUUUAUUUUCGACAGUUACCGAAAAUAGAGAAAAUUUAGUGAUCGCUACCAGUUUAUUAAUAAUCGUGAUUUGUUUUGUCGCUGUUUUAAUCAAAUUUAUUUAUAUUAAAAAUAAGAAGGAUCGGACGGUUUAUUUGAGGUUACCGGAUGAUGAAGAACAAGUUUAAAAUUAAACUUGGAAAUUGAUGAGAAUGUUUGUUAGAAAUGUAAAGUUAGAAAAUGUUUUAAUUAAUUGAUAAAUGAGUUAUUAAGUUACAAAUAGAGAAAGGUUAUGUGAUAUUUUUAAUUUUUAAAUAUAUCUUGUACUUAUUUGUAUUAGAAUAUAUAUAAAUAUAUAUAAAGAAACA
This is a messenger RNA of Onthophagus taurus, 1636 nucleotides long. Its product is annotated as prostatic acid phosphatase-like. Gene Ontology annotation, molecular function: phosphatase activity. The record is from RefSeq and is a predicted model, not a curated record. NCBI's taxonomy places the organism in Eukaryota, Metazoa, Arthropoda, Insecta, Coleoptera, Scarabaeidae. Gene Ontology annotation, biological process: dephosphorylation.